GCGCGGGCGCGGGCGGAAGGGCUCGCAACAGCACUGUCACCCAGCUGCAGCAGCAGCAGCUCACUCGGAGCAAAGGCAACUCAGGGCUGGCUUGCUGGCUUGGCGCGGAUUCCGGCUGCCGCUCACUUCAGUGGGAGACAACUCCCUCCCCCUCCCGCCCCGCUGUCUUGUUCCCCCCUUUCCCCCCUCCCCAAAGCCCUCGGGCACCCCCCAGGUAAGAGGUCGGAGCACCCACCGUGUUCUCCCCCAGGAGCCGGCUGCCCGCACCAGCAAUCCCGCAAGGGAAGCAAACUCUCAGCUCCGGCGGGUUGCUUCUCGCCCCUCGCUUGUUCGCCCCUCGCAACCUGGGCAUCACUGUCAACCCCAACUGCAACGGUCCAGCUCUUAUUUCUGUUCCUGCAUCUCGCCCUGCUUUGCGAUUUGUAAACGCAUUUUACCUGCGAUCGCACCAAUUCGUGGAGUGAAGCUUGCAAAAUGUCCUAAAGUCUGACCACUGCCGUCAACUGGCCUCUCCACUUCGAUAUUGGAAGCGGCUGUGACAACGGUGUCCCCAAAACAGUAGGACCAGUCAUGAAGACACAUCUGACCAUGAACAAAUUUCAGCCUUCAGCCCUUAUUAGUCUGGUGUUGAUGGUUUCUUGGCUAGUAGGAACAGGGCAACCUAGUUCAGUCGAAGAUGAAGCAAGGGACAAAAUCACGGUCUUUACUAGAAUUCUUGACCGAUUACUGGAUGGCUAUGACAACCGGUUAAGACCAGGAUUAGGAGAGAGAAUAACGGAAGUGAAGACUGACAUCUAUGUAACCAGCUUUGGACCAGUUUCAGACACCGACAUGGAAUAUACAAUUGAUGUAUUCUUUCGACAAAGAUGGAAAGAUGAAAGGCUUAAAUUUAAGGGUCCAAUGAACAUUCUUCGAUUGAACAAUCUGAUGGCCAGUAAGAUAUGGACACCAGACACAUUCUUUUAUAAUGGCAAGAAAUCGGUGGCGCAUAACAUGACCAUGCCAAACAAACUGCUCCGAAUACAAGAUGAUGGAACUCUUCUUUAUACAAUGAGGCUUACUGUUCAAGCUGAGUGCCCAAUGCAUCUGGAGGAUUUUCCAAUGGAUGCACACGCUUGCCCCUUGAAAUUUGGAAGCUAUGCAUAUACCCGUUUUGAGGUGAAUUACAAUUGGACUUAUGGACCAGCAAAAUCCGUGGAGGUUGCAGAAGAUGGUUCUCGCCUGAAUCAGUAUGACCUACUCGGACAAACUGUGGGUGAAGAACUUAUCAGGUCCAGUACAGGCGAAUAUAAAGUCAUGACAACAUAUUUCCAUCUGAAAAGAAAAAUCGGAUACUUUGUGAUCCAGACCUACCUGCCAUGCAUCAUGACUGUCAUACUCUCACAAGUGUCAUUCUGGUUGAACAGAGAGUCAGUGCCUGCAAGGACUGUCUUUGGAGUGACAACAGUACUUACAAUGACAACUCUGAGUAUCAGUGCUCGAAACUCUCUUCCUAAAGUUGCUUAUGCCACUGCCAUGGACUGGUUUAUUGCAGUCUGCUAUGCCUUUGUGUUUUCUGCACUAAUAGAAUUUGCCACAGUAAAUUAUUUUACGAAAAGAGGCUGGGCUUGGGAUGGCAAAAGUGUUGUGAAUGAUAAGAAGAAAAAAAAGGCUUCCGUCAUGAAGAAAAAUAAUGCGUAUGCAGUGGCAGUUGCCAAUUAUGCACCUAAUAUCACCAAGGACUCAGUAUUGCCAACGAUUGCGAAGAGUGCAACUGCAGAGCCAAAAGAGGCCAAACCAGAGACCAAGCCACAGGAGGCCAAGAAAACAUUUAACAGCGUAAGCAAAAUUGACAGAAUGUCCAGGAUAAUGUUCCCAGUUUUAUUUGGAACUUUCAAUUUAGUGUACUGGGCUACAUACUUAAACAGAGAACCAGUUAUUAAAGAGAUAAAGAAUGAUGCCCCAACAUAAUCAUUGAUGCAAUUUAAGCGUGUGGAAUUUCUAAAGGAUGAUGAUGCCAAAUACAACCGGUAAUUGCUAAUCUAUGUACUUUGGUAUGUCUUUGAAUUAAACCUUUACUUUAUCAUGUUUCAUUCAGAAAAGACCUGCAGAAUCCAUGCAACCCAUGUGUCAAUUUAUAAAAACGAUUCAAGCUGCAAACUCAAUGAAGGAACAAUUGACAUAAGCUAUUGGAACAGUAAAUGGAUUAGUUAUAACAACAGACACAGAGGUCAUUUUUAAUAUGAUAGUCUGGACAGUAAUCUGGCUGAGCAGACCACUCAACUAUUGCAGAAUCCACAUGUUUUUCAUUGUAAUCAAAGGAUUACAAAUCAGAAGCUUUUACAAUGGGUUGUCAUCAUUCUGCCAGGUUACUGUCCAGGUGAAAGAUUGAAAUCUGCUUCCUUAAAGUAUGAUGGGCAAAGCAUGGGAUUAUGAAUUCAAAUGAGCCACAAUGUUUACAAGGUUUUGCAUUACAGAUACAGUCAAAGGAGUUCAUAUGUUAGCACUUAUUGGUUGAAUUAAACAAUUAGGUUACUACUCCUAUGAUUUUUAAAAAUGUAAUACCACAUGUUAUAUGAAAGUGUUGAUGGCUAAAAGUAGUAUAUAGUGAUUUUUAAUUUCCUGUGUCUAAUACACAAUUUACUUUGGUUCAAGUGCAAAACUUUAACUUGUAAAAAAAAGUUUAUAUAUUGUGCAAGAAAUACUUUACGUUUAAAGAAACGCAAACGCUAGGUUUCUCUAAAAAAAAUCUUAUAACACAACUUUAAUGUUUACUUUAUUGUAUUUCUUCCACAUUUGUUUUGUGUUGCCAUUUUGGUUUUAAUGUUGAAUAUGAUGCAUGUGAUUUGGGGAUUUGCAUGAUGAUACCCGUGCCGAGGUCAUAGAACAGAUCCUGUGACUAACCCAACAAUGGCAUCAUACAAUGCACAGAAAAAAUUGCCUCACUAACCACAUUAACAUCUCUGAAAUCCAUUUUACCUUCAGAACCAACUUUAACAUUGCAGAACCUUGAGGGAUACAAUAAAGAAAAGUUAACCCAAAGCUGUGUUUGAUAGAUUUCCUUCCAAGAUUUUGGUCCAAGUCAAGAUUUUGUUAGAUAUUUUGUAAAGCAAAACAUUAAAAAAUCAGGGGAUUGCAAUUUAAGUAACACAAUUAUUUUCUCCUAGAAUCAUUUCUAAAAUGUACUGCAAUUUUGAUAAGUUAACAACCUGCAAAAUUGUGUGAACAAUGAGUGCCAUUUAUUUUUUGUGUGUGUUUCUUUUAUUAAUCAACAAGUAGAAACAUGACAUUAAAUUGUUGGCAGUUCUUGGUGUUUACAUGUUGUCUUUAUCGUAGAAAUUGAUUAUUUUACAGAUGAUGAAAGAUAAAAGGGCCAAUUUUAACUUGGGUUUGGGAAUUGGUAAUGAUGGGGCUGAAGCAGGUGAUGUGCAGUCAAGUCAGAGGCAUUCAGAGAGCACGGAAAUAGAGUGUAGGUCCUUCGGCCCACAGGUACUUAUCUAUGCUGAUUCAUUUCCCAAGACCUUCCCUUAGCCUUUGGCAUUAUCAAAUGUUUAUCUAAAUAAAUGUGACUACUCAAUUUCACGAUUCAUUUCUAUUUGCUAUUUCUCAACCCAUCUUACUGAAUUUAAUUCUGUAGCCAAAGACAAUUCUCCAGAACACCACCAACUAUCUUCAAUGUAAUCUGCAAACUUACUUAUCUUAUCUCCUACAAUCACAUCCAUAUUGUAAAUGCAUAUAAUAAAGAUCAAGGCUCCCAGAACCAAUUCCUACAGUACCCCUUAUGUCACAGACUUUUAAUCACUAAAAUAACCUUUAAUCAUCUCCUUCAACUUCCUAUCUUAGCUUUUGAACCAGUCUCUCAUGCAGAACCCUGCCAAAGACCGCACUGAAAUCCAUGUAGGCUACAUCAUUGCAAUAGUCUCAUUCACACACCUAGUCACCUCCUCAAACACCCACUCAGUUAAUCAGACGGAAUCUCCCAUUUUCAAAAUUGAUCCUUGAUCAAUUACUGCUUCUCCCAGUGUAUACUUGAGACACUCAGAGAAAGAAUAUUGAUAGUAAACUCCGCGGCUUGUAAUUGCCAGCCUUACUCCUGUUGCCCAUCUUGAACAGAGGCACCACAAUCACUGGCCACCAGUCAUCCGGCACUUCUUCUGUGGCCUGAGGAAAAUUUACAGUUUCCAUCAGAGCUUCUCCAUCUCCUCACCUGUAAUGUGAGGCCUGGGAAACUUUAAAUCCUGGACUUACUUUGUAUUUCACAACAGGAUACCAGCUCUCACUGCUGCUUGCAAUAAAUUGGCAAAUUUCCCCAAUCUUUUGCUGUGUGUCUACAGCAGACUCAGAUCACCGGUAAAGCCACAUGGUGCUUGUUAAAUCCAGGAGGACCAUUAACAGCAGAACGGUCGUUGUAACCUAAUUUUCCACUGGGUUCCGAUAACAGGAUCCAGAGUUGCAUUUUUAGAGAUGCAUGUUUUAGGUAUGCAGCAGAGCACCAAAUUAAUAUUUAACUAUUGAUGCUCCUCUGGUGCGGGAAAAUCAUUAAAAUAAUUUAGGAAGUUUUAUUCUUAAGACCUCAAGUUAAAUCUCAUCUGCCCUUCGCGGAAAGUACAACUUAAAUCUGUUGAGGAUUUUGUUGGAGUGAUUGACUCUCAUUCUUUUAGAUUUUUAGAAUGUUAUGUUAAGCGAAGAAAAUUAAAACUUUGGACACAGAUCAAUAACAAAAAUAAAGAAAAUUAUGUUUUUCUAGUAUUUACUUAAUUAUAAUGCAUGCAAGUACAG
This is a messenger RNA of Amblyraja radiata (thorny skate), 4758 nucleotides long. Its product is annotated as gamma-aminobutyric acid receptor subunit alpha-2. The record is from RefSeq and is a predicted model, not a curated record. Lineage: Eukaryota; Metazoa; Chordata; Chondrichthyes; Rajiformes; Rajidae. The transcript has 10 exons. Gene Ontology annotation, molecular function: GABA-A receptor activity; extracellular ligand-gated monoatomic ion channel activity. Gene Ontology annotation, biological process: chloride transport; monoatomic ion transmembrane transport; gamma-aminobutyric acid signaling pathway. Gene Ontology annotation, cellular component: membrane. Bases 571 to 1950 code for a protein of 459 amino acids.